AGACCAGACCAAUUUCGCGUCUAGACUCCAGAAGACAGCUUGGUCGUUUGUCGUCGCUGACCCUGCUACGCGCCUCUGGGUUCCUCUACCUCAUCGUCGAUGUGGCCCUAAUGGUGCGGCAGGCUGUGAAUUCCUAGAGCGCUGGAGUGAAUUUAAGAAGAUUUUGUCCACGUGUAUGGCAUAGAAGAUGAAUUCGUCCUCCUCCACCAUGAAUGAGGAACCUGACGCUCUCUCUGUAGUUAACCAGCUCCGAGACCUAGCCGCAGAUCCUUUAAAGCGACGAGCCAUUGUCCAGGAUCAGGGAUGUCUGCCUGGCCUUAUUUUAUUUAUGGACCAUCCCAACCCCCCUGUCGUCCACUCAGCUUUGCUCGCUCUUCGAUACUUGGCAGAGUGCCGUGCCAACAGAGAAAAGAUGAAAGGAGAGCUGGGAAUGAUGCUAAGCUUGCAAAAUGUUAUACAGAAGUCUACAACUCCAGGGGAAACAAAACUGCUAGCCUCUGAAAUCUAUGACAUUCUUCAAUCUUCCAAUAUGGCAGAUGGGGAUAGUUUCAGUGAAAUGAAUUCACGUCGAAGGAAAGCUCAGUUUUUCCUGGGAACUACAAACAAACGUGCCAAAACAGUGGUUUUGCAUAUAGAUGGUCUUGAUGAUAUGUCCCGGAGAAACCUGUGUGAAGAGGCCUUGUUAAAAAUUAAAGGUGUUAUUAGCUUUACUUUUCAAAUGGCCGUUCAGAGAUGUGUGGUACGAAUCCGUUCAGACCUUAAAGCAGAGGCGUUGGCAUCAGCGAUAGCAUCAACCAAGGUUAUGAAGGCUCAGCAAGUUGUGAAGAGCGAAAGUGGAGAAGAGAUGCUGGUCCCGUUCCAGGACACGCCUGUGGAGGUGGAGCAGAACACGGAGCUGCCUGACUACCUGCCCGAGGAUGAGAGCCCCACGAAGGAGCAGGACAAGGCGGUGUCCCGGGUGGGCUCCCACCCGGAGGGCGGGGCUAGCUGGCUGAGCACAGCUGCAAACUUUUUAUCCAGGUCAUUCUACUGGUGACUUCCCUCUGGGGCUCAAGGACUGUACAAGCGAACAAGGGGCCAGUUUUCCAUUGUCGUGGUGAACUGUCAAGUGCAAUUUGCAAUAAGUUAUCAUGAAAAGUUUCUAGAUCCCAUCAUUGAGAAUGCUGCAUUUUACAUUCUACCGGACAUUUUACCCCACUAAGUGGUAAAAGGGACAGAGGCGACAGGUGGAGUUGCUUUGUUGAUGAAGGUAUUUUGGUUUUGUUGUCCUUUGUUUAAUUGCCUCACUUAAAAAAAAAAAAAGGGUCCACUGUUAAACCAAACAUGUAUUUGUGCAGCUUUACAUUUUAUUUGACAUGAAGCACGUGAUUAGGAAAACUCAUUUUCUCAAGCUUCAGGACCUAGAAGAGAAUUUUUUUUUUUUUUUUUAGCUCAAGUUGUGCAUGACGUACUGAACACUUUUCUCUGCCUUUUCUCGUGAAAGAUAUUUGCUUUGGUACUCUUCACUGAAAGUGGAAAGCAUUUCUCGUUAUUCCCCUUUUGUGCCUUUUUUUAAUUUUGCCAACCAUGUUUAUGGACAAGACGUUACCAAUGACAUUUUGUGAAUUAAAACAUAUUCUUUGGAACGUAGCAGUCCCCCUAAGACUACAACUCUAUGAAAACUUUGCAGUCUUACUUGUUAGAAGUUUUUAAAGGUUAACACAAAAUCAGUCGAGAAGGGAACAUGUGUAUCAGCAAAGUGUUAGUGGAGACUAUUUGAAUGGGACCAAAUGUGGUUCUAGUUGAGUACUUCCUGUUCAGUCUGGUUUAUAUCAGCUCUUGAGAAUGAUGUCCACCCUAAUAUUGGGAGUGACUAUGAAUGGUUUCUAGGCCUUACUUUGUGAUUACACACUAUCCCCUGCUGGGGGGGGAGGAAUUAGCAAAGAACUGACAGACUUGAAAAAAGAAAAAUGGAAUGCCUAUAAUGCCAUAGUGCUACUUGGUAGAGUCCAAUCUUAACAUGACUUGUUUGGCAGAUGCCUGUUCAGUAGGUGUUUCCUUAUUAUUGCCUUUUGUGAGUUUAUUAUGAACACGCAGUUUCUAUUGAAUGAAAAGAAAAAAGACUCCAGUUACUGCUUAUAAAGAAAUAAAGCCAGCAUUUGUCCGUCCACUAGGUUCUUAUGUUCAGCCAGGAAAAAAAAAAAAAAAACAGCACUUCAGUGAAGGUAAGAUAAAUAAAUACAAA
This is a messenger RNA of Cervus elaphus (red deer), 2224 nucleotides long. RefSeq names its product armadillo repeat-containing protein 1-like. NCBI's taxonomy places the organism in Eukaryota, Metazoa, Chordata, Mammalia, Artiodactyla, Cervidae. The coding region runs from base 188 to 1036 and encodes 282 amino acids. The record is from RefSeq and is a predicted model, not a curated record. The transcript has a single exon. Gene Ontology annotation, molecular function: metal ion binding.